Messenger RNA from Arachis stenosperma, 460 nucleotides. RefSeq names its product mitochondrial import inner membrane translocase subunit TIM8-like. The record is from RefSeq and is a predicted model, not a curated record. The transcript is spliced from 2 exons. Bases 50 to 286 code for a protein of 78 amino acids. NCBI's taxonomy places the organism in Eukaryota, Viridiplantae, Streptophyta, Magnoliopsida, Fabales, Fabaceae.
GAGAAAUUUUGAUUGAAGUUUCUACAGCCUAAUCCUCUCUCCUUUAUCCAUGGAUUUUUCAAAGCUUGAUUCAUCUGACAUGCAGCAAUUCUACUCUCAAGAGCAGCAACUAGCGAUGGUUAAUGAAAUGGUGUCAAAGCUGACAGAUGCAUGCUGGGACAAAUGCAUCACGGGUACACCUGGGAACAAGUUCAGUUCGAGUGAAUCUACUUGUCUUUCUAACUGUGCACAUCGCUAUAUUGAGAUGAGCCUACUUAUCAUGAAAAAGUUUCAAAGCUUGCAGUGAAGAUCAUCAACUGUAUUAAUCUGCAAUUUGGUUCUUAGGUUGGUCACUCAUGUCUGUCUUAGAUUACAUCCAAAUUGUUUGGGCGUUGUUAGUUUUUAUCUCCGAAUUUGUGACACAGAGGAAAGUACUAUAGCGUUGGUUCCCAUGUGAAUCUAUAAGAAGUUUAGUACCUUU